This is a messenger RNA of Brettanomyces bruxellensis, 2301 nucleotides long. RefSeq lists its product as uncharacterized. NCBI's taxonomy places the organism in Eukaryota, Fungi, Ascomycota, Pichiomycetes, Pichiales, Pichiaceae. Gene Ontology annotation, biological process: regulation of DNA-templated transcription. The record is from RefSeq and is a predicted model, not a curated record. Bases 1 to 2301 code for a protein of 766 amino acids. The transcript has a single exon. Gene Ontology annotation, molecular function: zinc ion binding; DNA-binding transcription factor activity, RNA polymerase II-specific.
AUGCAAAAAAGAAAAAGAAACAGAAAAUUUGUCGUGUGUAUUCAAUGUCGGAAAAGAAGGUCAAAAUGUGAUCGUGGGCAUCCAUGCUCAAGAUGUGCUCGUCUUGGAACCGAUUGUGAGUAUCUUGAAGCAAACAAAAAGCCAGAAUUAACUUCUAUAGAAACACAUGGCGUGACAGCACAAAAUUCUCUUAUCGCAGAAUUACAGUCGCAAAUUAAUUUGCUAAAGAGACAAAUAGCACAUCCGGAGGUUAAUGUGAAACGGGAACACAAAUCAACCCGACCAACGAACUCACUUUUAGAUGUGAAGAUCCCCACUCUGAAGAAGAUAUCAUUGGAAAGAGGGCGAUCAAAUUCUACAUUUUAUGGUCCUGCCUCAAGUUUGUCAACAAUUUUCUCAGAGCAUAUUCUUGAGCAAUUCUCACGUUGGAAUAUUGGCUUGAAUAAGGAACGGGAAACGCUUAUAAGUUCUAACCUUACAAACGAAACACGACUUUCAAUUGUGAACAUAGGAUCCAACAAGGAUGAGAUCCUUCAAAAGGCAGAGGCUGCUAUUUGCUCUGAUUAUUAUGCUUUUAAAGAUUGUCUUGAAUGGUUUGGGACAAAUUUAAACGAGUUGGUAUUUCUUGACGCCAUACCAACAUCCAAGUUGAAGAAAGCUUUUUCUGCACUGUUAAAUCCGCCUUCUUCAAACAGUUCGGCAAGCUUUAAAUACCAUACCAAAGAACCAUAUUUUUUUGGUUCAAUGGCUGCUAUUUUCUCUGUCGUGUAUCUUGUAACUCUUUUUCGACGAUAUUCUCUUGCCAUUGAACAACCACCAAUUAUGACUACUUCCAUUAAAGAUCUAAGGCAAUUAUCGAUACAAUUACUAAUUGCUUCAGAUCUUAAUAAAAAUAGAAAUAUAAUGUCAUUGUUGGCACUCAUUGUGAUUAAGAGUGGUCUAUUCGAAUAUGACAGUAUUGAGCAUGAUAAUGAAUGGGCAGACUCAUAUCCAUUCUUCCAUAUUUUACUAAACCUGUGCUACCAAUUGGGACUACAUUUAGAAUCAUCCGCAGCUAUUAGGAUUGUGCCCACUGAUUCCGCCAAUUCAGAUCUAUUUAUUUCAAUUAACACGACAGAAAAAAAGCACAUAUGGAAUUUAGUGCUACUGCAAGAUGCAAUAUAUUCUCUAGCUCUAGGAACGCCACUUUCUAUAAAUUCAAAAUUUUGUGCACUCUAUCAAACUACAACAGAUAACACUUUAGAAAGGUUGCUUAUUCGGGGAUUCAAACUUAUUAGACAAACAUCUUUAACGGUGAACAGUAUCGAGCCAAUAAGCUUGAAUAUGGUGAACACAUUAAUAAGCGACAUUCAGGAGCUUUGCCAUGAUUUGCCGUGUAAAAUAUUUACGUGUGAAGAGGGACAGGUUCCUGAUUUCAAUUUGAGCGGUUUGUGCAUUCUGUUUAAACUUAAAAUCUUUCUUUUGCACGUUCUUGAGAGUCUUUAUCGGAUGAUAAUUAUGGGGGCUGCUGAACUUCAAAAAUCCCUCACAAAAAAUGAGCUGAAGACAGAAGAUUCCAAAAUCUUGUCGAAAAUUUGCGAGACGUCUUUUAGGCAGUCAACAUUUCUCUCUGCUGCAGUUGUAUGGCAUAUUCAGAAUUUCUUUUCUGGAAGAACGGUUUUUGCCACAUCUGAUCCAAGAUACUCACUAUUCUUAAGGCGAUUCUGCAUGGCUAGCUGCAACCAAUCAUUUACCAUUUGGUUCACAUACCUCUUUGGAAAAAUGAACAAAAGUGCUCAUAUUAUUACCGACAUAGAUGGUGAUAACCCACUUAAUGACUACAUAUCAAGUAGCGAUGGGUCAGCUUUCCAAGGGGAAGUGGAUUUACAAAUAUUAGAAGAUUCUCUAUUUUACAAAUAUACAAACAAGAGCCGGGAGUUCUUGGAUUCAUUGGUGUGUAAACUUUUAUCCUCUUCUCAAUUAAUGAGUUUUUCAUCAUUGUUCUACAAGAACGCUGAAGAGAGUCAAGUCAUGAGGGAAAGUUUAGACGGGAUGGCGUGCUUGAAAUUUCUCUUGAUGUGGAUAUAUGUUAUUAGGGAAAUCGAAGCAAGGAAGGCAACUACACCGUUGAAGAAAAUCGACAAAAAAGAAAUUAUACUCUGGGCUAAACAGAAGGUGGAGAAUGAGAUGAUUUCUGGCGUUUAUAACGAUGGUCUAAUUAGGAACUUCGAGAUGCAUGAUUUGGACGAUAAUAUUCUCGAUUCCAUUAUUACUGAAGACGUUUGGAUUGAUUCACUUUUCAAAAAUGAUUUUGCGUUUUGA